This is a messenger RNA of Hippopotamus amphibius kiboko, 5481 nucleotides long. It is a transcript of the gene TMEM181, whose product is annotated as transmembrane protein 181. The record is from RefSeq and is a predicted model, not a curated record. NCBI's taxonomy places the organism in Eukaryota, Metazoa, Chordata, Mammalia, Artiodactyla, Hippopotamidae. The coding region runs from base 124 to 1761 and encodes 545 amino acids. Gene Ontology annotation, molecular function: toxic substance binding. The transcript has 19 exons.
UCAGGGAGCCGGCUGCUCCCGGGCCGCCGUCGCUCCGGAUCCUGCUCUGGCUGCGGCUGCGGCUGCGGCUGCCGUGGCUGCUGUGCCCCGAGCCCGCCCGGCGCCGAGGGCCGGGGCGCCGCGAUGGAACCGCUGGCGCCCAUGCGGCUGUACACACUCUCCAAGCGCCACUUCGUCCUCGUGUUCGUGGUCUUCUUCGUCUGUUUCGGCCUGACUGUCUUCGUCGGGAUCAGAGGGGUGUCCAGGGAAGGGCUGUGGCUGCAGCUGUCCACUGGGGGCGGUGUCCGCACAUCGGGCAGAAGCCAGGUCCAGUCUUCUCUUCCUCUGCAGCUCAUGGCGGGAGCUCCCGGAGGGACCAGAGGCAGCAACUUCCCUCUCACCUCAGAAGGGAUCUCUGCACGUGGCGCUCACCACUGGACCCUUAGAAAUUUCACUGAGGCAGAAGGACCCAAAGUGAUCCAGACUUCUGCAGCUAAUUUUUCACUAAAUAGCAGCAAAAAGCUAAGGCCAAUUCAAAUACCUUCCAACCCACUGUCAACAUAUAAUCAGCAACUAUGGCUGACGUGUGUCGUCGAGUUGAAUCAAUCUAAAGAAAUGUCUGUUCGGACAAGCUUCCCCAUGACUGUUAAGGUCGAUGGUGUAGCUCAGGACGGGACCACCAUGUUCAUUCAUAGCAAAGUUCACAAUCGGACGAGGACCCUCAUGUGUGCAGGGAAAUGUGCAGAAAUUAUUGUGGCUCACCUCGGCUACCUGAAUUACACUCAAUACACAGUGACUGUGGGAUUCGAACACCCACAGCUACACAUCAAGGAAAUGAACUUCACCUGGAAGACUUAUGACCCUGCCUUUUCCCACUUGGAAAUUUGGUUCCGAUUUGUCUUUGUGGUGCUUACCUUCAUUGUCACUUGCCUGUUCGCUCACUCCCUGCGCAAGUUUUCCAUGCGAGACUGGGGCAUCGAGCAGAAGUGGAUGUCCGUUCUCCUGCCUCUGCUGCUGCUUUACAACGACCCGUUCUUCCCCCUCUCCUUCCUGGUGAACAGCUGGUUCCCGGGGAUGCUGGACGACCUCUUCCAGUCUGUGUUCCUGUGCGCCCUGCUGCUCUUCUGGCUGUGUGUGUACCACGGGAUCAGGGUGCAGGGAGAAAGGAAGUGCUUGACUUUCUAUUUGCCUAAAUUCCUCAUCGUUGGACUGUUGUGGUUGGCCUCUGCUACCCUCGGAAUAUGGCAGACAGUUAAUGAAUUACAUGAUCCAAUGUACCAGUAUCGAGUUGACACAGGAAAUUUCCAGGGAAUGAAGGUUUUCUUCAUGGUGGUGGCCGCCGUGUACAUCUUAUACCUUUUGUUCUUGAUCGUGCGGGCCUGCUCUGAGCUGCGUCACAUGCCUUACGUGGAUCUCAGGUUGAAAUUUUUGACUGCAUUGACUUUUGUAGUGCUUGUCAUUAGCAUUGUCAUCCUUUAUUUAAGGUUCGGAGCACAAGUAUUACAAGACAAUUUUGUAGCUGAACUGUCAACUCACUACCAGAAUUCAGCUGAAUUCUUAUCUUUCUACGGCUUGUUGAACUUUUACCUCUACACUUUGGCCUUUGUGUAUUCGCCCUCGAAGAACGCCCUUUAUGAGUCCCAGCUGAAGGACAACCCCGCCUUCUCCAUGCUCAACGACUCGGACGACGAUGUCAUAUACGGGAGUGACUAUGAGGAAAUGCCCCUGCAGAACGGCCAGGCCAUCCGGGCCCAGUACAAGGAGGGGUCUGAGAGUGACUGAGCCCCCGGCCACGUGGCCUGCCAAGACCGCUUCCCGGCCUUCCUCUACCUGCCUGAAUGCUGACUUGUCUUACAAGCAGAGAUUUCCUGGUCCUUAUUUGUUUACAUACUUUUGAAAGGAAAACCAAAACUGAGGACAAAUUUAAACAUUGGGCCAAAUUUACAGUUAGAUUGAUUGCAUUUAUUUGGGAAGAGAGGCGCUGACCAAAAGUUUAAACAGCCAAGUCAUCUUUCAAAGAUUUCAGAUGAGAGACAGCUGUUUACAGUGGCGAAAAAAAUUACUGCUGUUUUUAAUAGAAUUAUGUACUUCAAAAAACAAUUUACUAAUUUCAAGUUCCUGGAAAGCCCUUAUAAAUAAGGUUCACAGCAUGGUGGCAUUCCUCUUCUCCCUUCCUUUCUUCCCUGCCUGGUGGUACCAAUUUAUGACCCUUUAAACUCAAAGGGAAGCCUUUUUCUGUGGCUGCCCCACGAGGGCAGUCCUUCCCCACUGAGUAGCCUGCGCUCCGGAUGACCGCGCAUCUCAAGCGAUGGGUAACUCAUGUUGGUUGCUGGGUGAAAUGUGUACGUAUGUAGUGGCUCUUUAGGGAAAGGGAGGGUGGGUGGGCAGGUUCUAGCCCUUCACCGCCACCAAAGCAGAGCUAGUGCCUUGGGUUCUGAGGAGGGUUCGAUAAGGCUCGGUAAGGAAAGGGGGUAUGACUGACAGGUUGUCAGCUCCUGUGGGAAGGCUCUUGCUGCCAGAGUUUUCUAAGGGCCUGUGUGCACACGUGGUCGUCAGGUAAACAGAUGGAUUGCUCUGUGUCAGAGCUGUCUGGAGCUGCUGAAUCUGGCAUCGUCAAAGGCCCUGGAGAUUUCCAGUUUUUGUCAAAGACUAAGUAUAGGAGGUAGAGCUAUCUCCUUUGCUUUCCCUUUGACAUGCCCACUAAUCUCUCUCUUGCACAGUUUACAUGUGAUCAUUGCAGACAUCCUGAUCGAUUGCCAUCUCGGCAAACUGAGUUACGGAACGUGAUUGUUCCACUCUGAAAACACCACCUCCACGUUCUUCAUCUAUGCAUUAACUCUCCAAUUACCAUUCAGAGCUAAAAGUUAUAUUCCACUUUAGGUAGUGCUGGGACCUUCGAGAGGUUCACGUGAGACUUCAUCAUGACUUCCUUUCUUUUUAAUUUAAACUUUAAUGAUAAUGUACCUUAAUAUGGAUUCCAUUUGUAUUUGUUUUUAAAACCUUGUAAAUAAGAAAGUUUGAAUUAAAACCGUUGUAUUAUUGCAAGGGUAAUUCAAGUUUACAUGGUUUUUACAUUUGCAAUGAUGUGAUUACUUUUUUUGAUUCUGUGUUCAGAGGUGUUGAAGAAAUUUUCUGUUACCAAAUUUUACAGCUUCUAUUAAGACUAAUUUUAUGUAAAUUGAUGAAAACUUACUUGUGCUGAUUAAUGUAUUCUAGUAUGAUAUAGUUUACAAGUUUUAAUCAUUAUAAAAUAAUUGUCCAUAAUUUGGAAUGCUGUUAUUUAUCAGUAAAUGUAAAGUAACUGAGGCAUUUAGCUGUAUACAUUAGACGCCUUUAAAACUUAUCCUCGUCCUGUAGUGUAAUCGUUAACUGAUGACUAUCUUCAUCUGUUGAUUAAUGGCAUCAAGCCAGUGAAAUGAAAAAUAUGGGCGUGUUUAUUUACUUUUUGUAACUAAGUUGGAAACAAGGAAAAGUUACAAAAGAAAGUUCUUAAAGGGGAAAUGGUUCCUGAUUAAAUCAUGCAUUUUCAAUUUCUCUGGUGUAUCAUAUAUGUCAAUAUAUUACAUCUUCCAUGUAAAAAUUUGCUUAAAGUAUAUAGCAUUUAGCAUGUAUUAUAUGUGCCAUAGGUGUUAGGUUAAAACACUAAAGUCUGCCAGAAACUUAGACAGUAGCAAGAAAAUUAUUAUUAUUUUUUGGUCUCAGAGGGUAUCAGAGUUUUGCAAACUUAAAUUAUAAAUUUAAAGGGCUGACUUUAGUUCUUCCGUGGUAACGGCUUGAAUAACAUCAUCUUUGGGAUAAUUUUUUGUACUGGUCCAGUCUAGGGGAACCUGGAAGAUGACCACAGGCAUUUCACAGUUUCCCUAGGGAGAGCUUCAUUAUCCAUGUGGAUAAAGGUCUGCUUGAUUUAUUAUUAAAUCAUUAAAGCAGUGCAGUGUUGCAGUUUUCUCUUAAGCCCCAUUAGAAAGGCUAAGGAAGGGGAUAUAUAAAAUAUAUUCAAGGUUUGUAAGAUUGUUCCGAUACAUAAUUACAGAUUGCAAUAAAAGUUUAGAUACAUUAUGUAAACCCAACCCACUAAAUGGUCAGAUUACAAGACAAACAUCACCAGCCUCAAGUAUUCCAUGAGCUAUUUACUGAAGGUACAGUUGCAUUCAAUAGGUUAUAAUGUGGUCAGUAACUUACUUCCUGGAAGCCUUUUCACAGGGUAAAACACAGAAGCUCAUAGAAGGGAUGAUUAAAAGGGACAUCUAGUGAAGACUAGAAUUAGAACACUUAGUAUAUUUAUGUAUUUUGAGGGUUUUAGAAACCAGUUGCCUUAGAGGUUAGACUUUUGAAAAACAAAGGUACAAAUCUCUUCCGCAGGCCAAAGGAAGUUGCUUUAGUCUGUGACAUUUUGUUACCCCGUUUACCUUCAUUUGACAUGUUUUAGGUAUACUGGUAACUAUCAUACCAGACUGAAACACAGAAGGAUUUUCUGCUACUGAAAACUGCCUUUUUACAAAAAGACUAUAAAUAUUUGUAAAAUAAAACAACUCUAAACUUUAAGCUCAAAAGAAAAGAUGAAGCUAUGUAUCAGAGUUUGGAACUGUGUCAGUGAGCAUAGUAGUACUUGAUCACAGAAUGAUCACUGUAAUCAGAAGUGAAUAAAUGUUUAUUUAUGGCAAAUUUACACUCUGGGAAUGGCUUCAUUAAAUGACUGCCUUUCUAUACUCUGGUUUCUCUUCAGAUCGUAUACAUCUCGCCUUUUACUAAAGAGACUACCUUUCUGGUAGAUGUUAAUAAAUUUUUAAUAUUUGAUCCUUAUUUAUAUACAUUGAUUUGUUUGCUCUUUGCACGUGGGGUUAACUUGAUCAUUCAUGCAUCGGUGCUUUAGGCACAGGAGCAGGGCUUUUUUCAUUUCAGCAGGUGGGUGCAGAGGUGUGUCUAUUGCCAUUUUAACGUGGCUCAUGCAUGAGCCCUGAAGGUGAGGUCACAAGACCUGGCUCGGGGGCCCACCCCCCUCCUUACUUGGAUAUGACUGUACAUCAGUCAGGUAAUCACCAUACACCUUUUGUGAUUCAUAAAUAAUGGCCUAAUGGUUGUAGACACAGAAUGAAUAAUUGUGAAAGCAUUGUGUAAGCUGUAAAAAUACUAAACCAUCUCGGUCAUAAUUGUUACUGCAAAAUAGAGAACGCAGGAGUAGAAGCCUGUAGUGUUGCAGAUUUGGGCCGAGAGUGUGAGCUGGAGCUUUCCAGCUAACGGAAUACAACCAGCUUGCCCACCUCCCAUCCCUUAAGCCCCAGAAGAGAAGACCUUGAGAGUGAAGGGUGUGAUGCCCAGGUGCAGAAAUCCAACCAGAACACAGCAAAGCAGUCAAGAUCCUGGUCCCACGGGUGAAUCAGCACAUCACUGUAUUCGAGAGGACCAAAGCUGAAUUGCAACUUUUUCUGUUUUUUUAGUUUUAUAGAUUCCAAAGCCACUAAUUAGGAAGAAUUCAUUUGUGAUACUAUUUAGACUAUGAAGACA